UGUUUGUAGCAUGUAAGGCUAGUUAGCAGCCUCGCAAAUUUAAAAACACGUUAACUUUAUUUAAUGGUUCAAUUCUGAACAAAUAUUAUAUAGUUAAAUACAUCCAUUUUAUUAUUUUAUAGGUGAUAGAUGAGCAGUUUGUGUUGUGUUCUUUGAUCAGAAGAAUGGACAGGCACAGAUCCCGCAGCCCUACUACCAGCUCCCACCACCACUAUUCACCAAACAGACGGGGAGGAGAUAACAGAAGACGAAACCACUGUGACGGUGCACAAUUCAGACCCUCAAAUCACCACCUGCAUCAGUCCAGUUCAACUCCAAGGCAAACCCCACCAAGGUCCCAGACCUUAAGCACAAGAAGGGAAGUGUAUGAGAGAGACUUUCCAUUGUACAAGCAGCCUGUGGAAGUGGGCUGUUUCUCCCUAGACUCUCAGCGUAGGUUUUUCAACGACAGCAGGCAGAUGAGAUACUACGUGGAACCUGAGCGAAGUCCCAGUUUUGAUCUGAGGGAUGGCUACAGGGAACGAUAUGUGAAGAGGGACGAAAAUGUCAAGGAGAAGCUGGAUCACAUUCUGCGGUGGAUCGUAGCCAACAGGUCAAAGCUGAAAUCCAAGCUGACCACAAAUGCCUCAUGCCCUUUAGACUUUGACUUUGUGACCUGGCGGGGCCACCUGACCAAGCUGCUCACUACGCCAUACGAGACCAGAGAGGGCUGGUUGCUGGCGGUGACCAGGUUUAACGGCACGCUCUACAUCAGCGAGGUGGAGACCGAAGCUGCUUGCAGGGAACGAGAAAACCGCCCAGAGAGGAACAAGGAGAUGAUGUACUGGGGAUACAAGUUUGAACAAUACAUGUGUGCAGACAGUACAAACAGUACGCCUGACCCCAGCGGAGUGGUCAACACCAACGAGGCCUUCUGCACCGUGGUCCAGACCCGGCUCACAGAUCACAAGCUUCUGUUCUCUGGUGAGGUGGAUUGUCGGGACCGAGAUCCUGGUGCUCCACCUCCUCCUGCCUGCUACAUGGAGCUGAAGACCUCUGCAGAGAUCUGCACUCCCAAGCAGCGCAGCAACUUCCACAGGUUUAAACUGUUGAAAUGGUGGGCCCAGUCUUUCCUCCCUGGCGUCCCUCGGGUGGUUGCAGGUUUCAGGGAUCAUGACGGGACCGUCGUUUCUGUGGAGACUUUUCAGAUCUCCAAGAUUUCACAAGUCAUCAAGAACGAAUAUAACUGCUGGAAGCCAACAGUGUGCAUGAACUUCUGCUGUGACUUCCUAUCUUUUGUGAAGCGUGAAGCUACUGAGGACAAUCCUAGUGUGGUGUACUUAUUUUCCUGGGAGCCACACAACGAUGUGACCUACUCAGUCCACCGGGACUCCCGAUAUUCCUUCCUGCCUGACUGGUAUAUUAAGGAAAUUACCAGGUCUCCAGAAUAACAACAGCCAUCCGCUUUCAGGAUUCCUACAAUGUUGGAACAUUAUGGAAUUUAUUGAAGUAAUUUCCAGAUCUGGAAGUUUUUGAACUUGCAUAUUCUACUCCCUGUUCACUCUGUCCGAAAGUUGCAUCCUUUUAAUUAUUGUUAGUAAUUGCUUGUGGGUUUUAGAACUAAAACCUGAGUGUGGAAAACGAAAGUUUUGUAAUUAUAUUUCUGAAAAUAUAUAAAAAUGAAAAAAAAAGAAAUUGUAAGUCUGGGAAAAUACAUUUUGAUAUUAAUACCUUAUAGGAGCCCUGAAUUCUAAAAUUUUCCUCGACACAAAAAGUUCAACAAAUGUAAGCAUCUGUUGCUUCACCGUCUUCUGGGAAGAUUUUUUUAAAUAAUAAACAUUGUUCUUUGUUUUGUGCAUGGUAAUUAAAAAUAAAACAAUCUGUAAUAUUUUCAUGAUUAUUUUAUUGCUUCCUUGGUUUAACAGUCAUUGUGAUCCAGAAACCAUCAAGUUAAGUAAAACAAAAAAAUAAAUCUUUUAACAAUUGAAAUGAAAAAAAAAAA
Messenger RNA from Xiphophorus maculatus (southern platyfish), 1981 nucleotides. RefSeq names its product decapping exoribonuclease (gene dxo). Bases 165 to 1430 code for a protein of 421 amino acids. The transcript is spliced from 7 exons. Lineage: Eukaryota; Metazoa; Chordata; Actinopteri; Cyprinodontiformes; Poeciliidae. Gene Ontology annotation, molecular function: mRNA 5'-diphosphatase activity. Gene Ontology annotation, cellular component: cytosol; nucleus. Gene Ontology annotation, biological process: NAD-cap decapping; nuclear-transcribed mRNA catabolic process. The record is from RefSeq and is a predicted model, not a curated record.